UAAACUUCCAAAAGGUGCAGACGAAUUUUAUAAACAUUCUAUCAAACAAAGCUUUAAACAACACACUAUUGAGCCUGAUCCAGAACGUGUUAAAAUGAUUAUGGAAAAAGCCUUCUCUGAUGCUAAAUGGAUUUUACAAAAGUACAACAAAGAAAUAGGAAAAUAAAAAGUGUAUAAGUAAAAAAAAAAAAAAAAUAAGAUACUUUUUAAAAUGAAUUUUGAAUCAAUAAUAUCUGAAGAUAGUGGCAGAGCCGUUUCACAAUUUUGGAAAGCCAUAGAUAUCUUAUUAAAUAAUCCGCAUACUAUUAAUCGUAGAAUUUUAGCAUGCCAAAGAAUACUUAUAGCGCAAUUGAAACGUAACGAAGAAGUAUAUUCCUAUGUCAAAGAAAUACAAUCUUUGUCUAUAAAGAAUGAUGUUUGUAAAGAUAUUAAUAUCUUGAUCAACAUAUUAAAAAUAAAUGAAUAUUGUAAUAUAAUUGAUUCCGUAAAUCUUGAAAACUGCAGUGAUAAUAUAUUUUUGUAUGUGAAUGAGUUAUUGCCUCGUAAUUCGCAAUUAUUUUGUUCAACGUUAGAAUUUACAUUUAUUGAUAGAAAAGAGAAUUAUAUUUUGUGCCUUCAAAAAAGUAGUUGUAAAGAUUUAAACGUUCUAAAUAAUAAAGAUAAACUUUCAUUAGGUACGCAUAUAAUUUACAAAAUACAUUAUGAAAAAGAAGGGAUCAUUUCUAUGUGUAUACAGAAAAUAGAUGAUAUAAAUUCUCAUAAAAGUAUUAUUUGGCUCAAAGAAAAAUUAUUUCCCCGUUUAAUAAUGUGGAUAAAAAAUGAACCUGUUAAAAACAGUUUUAUUAUCAAUUCUUUAUCUCUUGUGUCGCAUGAGAAAUAUGCAAAACUAUAUAAUGAACUGAAAAUAAAAUAUGGUACUACUAUGGUCAAAACAUGGCCUGAAAAUACUGAUCCGUCAAAAUUUGUUUAUGAAGAUAUUUCUAUUGCAACUUAUUUAAUUUUAUUAUGGGAAAAUGAAAGAAAUGAAAAUGGCACCAAAAAAUUCCAAUCAUUUUUGGAUCUUGGUUGUGGUAAUGGUUUACUUGUGCAUAUUUUAUCAAGCGAGGGAUAUCCAGGAUUAGGAAUAGAUUUGCGAAAAAGAAAAAUCUGGGAUCAUUUUCCAAAAACUACUCGUUUGGAAGUUCAAACAAUUGUUCCAUCAGCUUCCUCAUUAUUUCCUGAAAUAGAUUGGCUCAUUGGAAAUCAUUCUGAUGAACUUACACCAUGGAUUCCAGUUAUUGCUGCACGCAGUUCGUAUAAUUGUCGUUUUUUUUUAUUACCAUGUUGUGCUUAUGAAUUUGAUGGUAAAAAAUAUCAAAGACAAAGUGCAUCCAAAAGCCAAUAUUCCGAAUAUAUUUCAUAUGUCAAAAAUAUAUCCGAGAUAUGUGGCUUUGAUACCCAAAUCGAUAAAUUAAGAAUACCAUCAACAAAAAGAAUUUGUUUAAUUGGUUGCAAGAGAAAUUAUUCAAAGGAAGAUACUCUUUCGCAGGAUAAACGUAUUCAAGAAUUAAUAAAUAUAAAGUCAUCAUCAUUAGAAGGUGUAAUUGAAACAGAUAAUAAUGAACACUUAUCUAAUUCAUGGUCUGAUAAUUUUAAACCAAGAAAUCCUAUAGAACAAGUACGAAAUUGCACUCAAUUAAACAAAACUUUAAUAUCUGAUAUCAUUAAAAUAGUUUCGUCGCAAUUAUUGUGUACAUAUCACCCAAUAAAUCUGCAAGAAAAAUCUAAUAAAAUUUGGAAUGCAGGUGGUCAAAUUGAUUUAAAAGAUAUUGUAAAAUUAAUACCCUCAGAAAUGUUGAAACAGUUAAGAAAUGAAUGUGGAGGUAUUCAAACAUUACUAAAAAAUAAUGGUCACAUAUUUUCUGUAAUUCAAGGAAGAGUACAGUUUAGAAUACCUGGAAUUACACCUAUUAAUGUUAAAAAAAAACGAAAAACUAAUGCUACACAUCCAGUAAAAGUAAAACCUUGUUGGUUUCAUGAAAAUCAUCCUGAUGGUUGUCCAAACAUUGCAGUUAAAUGCAAUUUUAAACAUUAA
Molecule: messenger RNA, 2074 nt
Organism: Vespula vulgaris
Lineage: Eukaryota; Metazoa; Arthropoda; Insecta; Hymenoptera; Vespidae
Product: probable tRNA (uracil-O(2)-)-methyltransferase
Exons: 4
Coding region: 212-2074 (620 amino acids)
Biological process (GO): tRNA methylation
Molecular function (GO): tRNA (uridine) methyltransferase activity
Source: RefSeq, a predicted model, not a curated record